Molecule: messenger RNA, 1782 nt
Organism: Armigeres subalbatus
Lineage: Eukaryota; Metazoa; Arthropoda; Insecta; Diptera; Culicidae
Product: CLIP domain-containing serine protease B15-like
Exons: 5
Coding region: 598-1704 (368 amino acids)
Biological process (GO): proteolysis
Molecular function (GO): serine-type endopeptidase activity
Source: RefSeq, a predicted model, not a curated record
GCUACUAGUAUUAAGAUGGUAUUCAACAAACUGGUGUGCAUCAAUUAAUUAAUUGAUAAGAAUUGUGUAUGCCAGACAGUGAUCUCUCCUUUCUUCCUACACCAAAUUGGGACAUUGCCGCCUUGCAGCUUACUCAUCAGUUAGUAAUUACGAGAGUUCUAAGCCCAUAUGUUGAACAUAUUCGAAGAACCCUACAGCAAUUAGUUUCCAGUCAUCUCAAACCCAGGACCAGGAGCAGUAAUCCUAUAUCAUGAGAGUAAUAAACAUAUUCCAUGCUCAGAGAGAUCGCAGAAAAAAUAAACUGGGAUUACAACCUAUCCACAUUCAACAUGAUUUGCUUAGUUGCCGCUUAGCGAUGAAAGCUUCUCGUACAGUGAUCGUUUCACUGAAAUGACAAGGACGGCAACUACAUGGUGACAUUGUCAAGAACGUUUUCUGUUCAUUAAGGGGAUUGAUCUUAUUUCGGGGAUUUCCAUCGCAAUCGGACUUUUUUAUUACUCUUGCGGUUCCUUCUGCUACGGGCGUAGAAAGUUUCCACAUUAGUCUCACUCGCGUUGUUCAUUCACUUCAGUUGGUUAAAAGAUUAGUAUAUCGACAAUGAAGUUACUUUUAAUAGUAAUAGUCUAUUACAGUGCACUGGUAUGGGCUUCAAAAUUGAAUAUAAAUGACAGUUGUACUACGCCAUGCGGGAAACCAGGUAAAUGUGUGCCAUCGAGAUCAUGCGAUUACGGCAUUGCCAGACUAAGGAAGCCUGACCCGACCUACGAGGAUACGAUCUAUUUACAAAGCAGCAUUUGCGGAAGGCAUCCUGACCCUCCACAUAUUCCACUGACCUGUUGCCCAGCACUACUUAAUCCGACAGAUUGCGGUUUGAUAGACAUAACGAAACGGAUCGUUGGUGGUGAACCCACGAAACUUGAAGAGCAUCCAUGGGCUGCCUUGCUGAUUUACGAUACAAGUGGGAACGAAACAGGCGUCCCUCGAUUAGUGCCAAAAUGUGGGGGAUCUCUUUUGAAUUCCCGUUAUGUGUUAACUGCCGCACAUUGCAUCAUGGAUAUUCCAAAAAAGUGGAAGCUUGAAUAUGUGCGAUUCAGUGAAUGGGAUGCUUUAAGCAAGGAAAACUGUACGACUAUAGAAAGUGGAGAACAAAUUUGCCGCCAGGAAUAUGCCAUUGACAAAAUAAUAGUGCAUCCGAAAUAUAACAAAACUGUACCGAAUAAAGUACAUGACAUCACGCUUUUAAGACUAACUGAAGAUGUUGAGUUCAGCAAAUACGUACGUCCGAUUUGUCUACCGUUUGAAAACGCAAUUAGAGAAAUGCCGAUAGACGAUGAAGAUUUCACUGUCACUGGUUGGGGACAAACAGAAACAAAAAUUCGCAGCGGUAUUCAACUACACGUCGAUAUUAUCGGAAAAACGCGCGAAGUGUGCAAUACAAAAUUUUCCAUCGCAAACAUUACCCUUGAGGAAACACAGCUAUGUGUAGGUGGUGAGAAAGGAAAGGAUUCAUGCAAAGGUGAUUCUGGAGGACCAUUGAUGAGGUUGGUAAACAGCGUUUGGUACCAAGUGGGCGUGGUGAGCUUUGGAAACCGGUUCUGCGGUACAGAGGGUUUCCCAGGAAUCUACACAGACGUCACCAAGUACUUGAGGUGGAUCGAGAAGGAAGCCAACAAAAUUCACUGCCCAAAUGACGAUGAGAGCUAACUUCGUGUAGGAUUUUGAUGAUGAGAUAUAAAUAUAUUGUUAUAAAUAAAUCAAUAGUAAAGGCUAUUAGUUUGAUUG